This is a messenger RNA of Trichoderma breve, 1788 nucleotides long. RefSeq names its product pyridine nucleotide-disulfide oxidoreductase domain-containing protein. The transcript has 4 exons. Lineage: Eukaryota; Fungi; Ascomycota; Sordariomycetes; Hypocreales; Hypocreaceae. The record is from RefSeq and is a predicted model, not a curated record. The coding region runs from base 1 to 1788 and encodes 595 amino acids.
AUGGACUCUACAGCGGAGAAAGUCGACGUUAUUGUCGUUGGCGCUGGCUGGAAUGGUCUAAUUUCUGCGAAAACCUACCUCGACUUCGCGCCGACGACCAAUCUUGUUAUCAUCGAUGAGCAGAGCUCGUUCGGUGGUGUAUGGGCAACCGAUAAGCUUUACCCGGGUCUCUACGCACAAAUCAAACAUGGAUUGUUCGAAUAUUCCUUCUAUCCCAUGAAACAUGAAGGCAUCACCGACGAUGGAUACGUUUCUGGCGAAACAAUUCACAACUACUUGACCGAUUUCGCCCAGGACUAUGACCUUGUCCGCCGAACUCGUCUGCGAACUAGGGUGACUCGUGUUAUUCGACUGUCGUCUGGCGGAUGGCGUCUAGAGAUUGAAGACAAAGCUCCCAUCGAGUGCGAGAAGCUCAUUUACGCCUCGGGAGCAACUUCACACCCUGUCAUACCUGCUUGGCCGAGAAACAACUUUACCUCUACCGUAAUCCAUUCCUCCGAAAUGGGUGUGCAUCUUGAGGCGCUUGGAAAAAUCAAUACCGCCACUGUCAUCGGAGGAGCAAAGUCAGCCUACGACACAGUCUUUUUCCUGCUGAAUGCUGGCAAAAAAGUUAACUGGAUUAUCCGAGAAGAUGGAUCAGGACCUUUGGCCAUCAUGCCUCCAACUCUCCUCGGCCUUAGAAACACCAUGGACGUGGUUACCACUAGAUUCAUGGCAUUGAUGGGCAUGACUAUUAUGAGCACCGACGGUGCUGGUCACCAAUUUUUCCAAAGGACUCUUCUGGGACGGGGAUUUGUCUACAUCUUCUGGCUAAUCGUCAACUGGAUUGCUGAUCGACACGCCGGUUACUCCAAGUCCGAAAAUGCCAGGAAACUUAGGCCCGGCCCCGAAGGAAACGGAAUCUUCUGGGCGAACGCAGGUCUCGGCGCAGCCAGUGUUCCACUCUUCUGGAAGACUUUCCACCGUGGCGACUGCACCGUUCACAGGACAGAUAUCGCGUCACUUGAUAACGGCAACGUUGUCAACCUGAAAAACGGCGAGAGCUUCCAGACGGAUUACAUUGUUAUGUGCACUGGGUUCGACAAGUCAUUCCAGGUUUUCAGCGAAGAGCUGCAACAAGAGCUUGGAUUCCUGCCCAACCCCGAAGAAGAUGAGAAGUGGGCCAAGCUUGGUGAAGAGGCUGAAAAGACGGUUGAUGAGCUUCUACCUUACCUCAAGAAGAGCCCCUUUGGCGAGAAGAAUCGACACUAUCGCCGCCUUAUUGUUCCUAAGCUCGCUGCUCAAGGAGAUCGUUCAGUCACAUUCCCUGGAUUCAUCCACUCCAUUUUCACUCCCACAGUAUCUGAGACACAAGCCCUCUGGGGCACCGCCUUCCUACUCGGCCUUCACGAUGUCCCAUCUCAGGAAGAAAUGGAACAAGAAGUUGCUGAAUGGAACACCUGGACCGGAAAGCGAUAUGUUGCUCAGGGCCGAAAACACGCCUAUGCUAUCUACGACUUCCUCCCAUACAUUGACACUCUCCUCGGCGAUCUUGGCGUCAAAACUUACCGCAAGAAGGGUUUCUUCUCAGGACUAUUCGCACCCGCAUACCCGAGCGAGUACAAGGGCAUGCAGCAAGAAUACCUUCAGUCAUUGGGCCAAAGGGCAACCCCCGAUUAUACUGCUUCUGGUUCUAUGACCCCUGUCUCCGCCGGGUCUGAGACACCCAGUGUUGGCCCUGAUGGGCUUAGCAUUGUGAAGCAAGAAAACGGCCACACCAACUCGGUUAAGCCUCUUGGAUUUAACUGA